This is a messenger RNA of Dermacentor albipictus, 3352 nucleotides long. NCBI's taxonomy places the organism in Eukaryota, Metazoa, Arthropoda, Arachnida, Ixodida, Ixodidae. The record is from RefSeq and is a predicted model, not a curated record.
AUGCCGAAAGACAAGCCCUCUAUUCAGAUAGCAUCACCAUCUGGACAACAGGCAGAACAUCAAGUCCAGCGACGGCGGCGCAAGGACGGUCGCCAGCGCCGCCAGCGCACCACGUUCACGAGCGAGCAGACGCUGCGGCUCGAGCUGGAGUACCAGCGCAGCGAGUACAUCAGCCGGCCACGGCGCUUCGAGCUGGCCGAGGGCCUGGAGCUGACCGAGACGCAGAUCAAGAUCUGGUUCCAGAACCGACGCGCGAAGGACAAGCGCAUCGAGAAGGCGCAGCUGGACCAGCAGUACAGGUGCCUGGCCCUGGCCAGUGGUCUGGGCUCGCUGUGCGCAGCGCCCUCCGGUGUGGCCGGAGGACACGCGGCGACCAACGGCGGCACCCCGGCCGGCGCACAGUCUGGUUCCGCCGCCGCCGCUGCGGUGCAGCCAUUCUGCGGAGCGUGCUACUUCAAGCCUCCCUCGAUGCUGCCGCCUCCUUCAACGGCCGCUGCCGCGGCAGCUGCAGCCGCUGCGGACUCUGCCGCAGCCAGAUUCGGCCUCUGAGAGGUCAAUUCGAAGUCAAACUCUUUUACAUCGUCCUCUUAUGCUGACGUCCUCUCAAGACAGCUGCACAGUCAGCCGACGUCUUCUCAAGACAAUCCACUUCAGUGCAGAUAGCGCACGAGAUCCUGCAGUUGUCGAGGAGACGCACUCCAAACGACUAUUGCUAAUGCGACUAGGGCACCGAUGAUUCUGCUUGAUUUCUUUGUCAAGGGCUGGUCUGAAGCACAAUGUGACACUUAAGCCUUCCCCAUAUCGUCAUCUACCCUAGCCUGUGAGCGCAGGCACACUAUACGCCAAGUUUCGAUUGAUGUUAUUGGUGUACUCCAAAUGGCACCGAGAGUCCCCGUGCCUCCUAAAGGGACGCGUAUCCGCGCCGAGCAAAGUUGGGCCGAGGCGGUCAAAUGUUUCCCAGUGAUCAGCAGCGGCAAUAAGCUAACGGUGAAACGACGGAUGCGGGGGCGGUGUCCCACUAGCGUCUAAAUAACGCCUCUGGAAUUGUGUGGUGGCAGUCGUGCCGUGACAAAUAAGAAUGAUGAACUGGAUAAACGCGGAAACUAGUGUGCAUUUUAGUCUUUGACGCCCGUCGAAAAGUCUAUACCAUCCACAAUGUCAUCGUUUCAUAUAUCUAAAACCUGGGAGUUUUUCUCAAAGCACAAAAUUUGUCCUUCGAAACCGGCUUGAGGAAGCUCGAAUGGGCUCGAUAAUGCCAUUCCACUUGAUGCGAGGUUAAACUUCUUUUCUAUAUAUUGCUCGACUCAGCACGUAGGAGACUCACGUACGGGUUUUCGCGUUCUUGCUUUAAGAUAUCCAUUCACGAACAUGCGUCAGUGCAAAGAGCUCAUCGAGAGCGGAACGAAACUUAAAUGUAAAAAACAUUUGUGUCAUCCACUCAAGCCAUCGCUGUAAAUUUUCAGACGGGUACCCCAAACAGGCAAAACGUACACGAGAGUAAGUCAUAUUAUUGAAAGUUGUGUUGAAAUUUCUCAAGAUGAGCAGAGGGCGGGCAGAUCAAUCUCAAGCCGAUCCGCUAAAAUAUCGGUCGAUCAGCAUUGCAGUGCUUGAUAUCAUGUUAGCAAGAUUCACCUUGUGGUGUAGCUGACGCCGCUUGCUUCGGUUGAAGCAACGUUGCGAAUGAAAACGACCAUUUUCUACUAAGAGCACUCCAGCUUCUCUGAAAGAGAGCGACACUUUGAAGAAAAAUGUGUGUCGCUUCCCAGAGCCAUUCUUUUCUUUUUACAGCGGAGCUGCUAUACGCCGACUUCUGGAGGUUUGCGUGCGUAGGCAAAAAAGAUGGCGGCCCAGCGCUAAACGAGCUAAAGCAUAAAGCAAAAGCGUGUCGCCAGAUAUGCCCCAGAUGCGUUUAAUCGCGAGCCGUGUAAGAAUGUAUUGUGAUAAAAAAAUGUAAAACCGGAAUAGACACGGUUUAGUACGGAUUGCGGUUUGACGUUACGGGCUCUACAGGCAAACCACGUAACCUUAUCUCAGUUCCUUUCCACUUGUGCAAUUGGUAGGCCACGUGCGGUGAGGGCUGCCGAAGAACAGCGCGCCUACGAAGAACACCGUCGCGAACAGAAGCGGGAAUGUGCGCGGCGACGGCGGGAGGCACGUAAUACGGACGAACAUCGUGCCGCAACCGCCAAGCGUGUGCACCUUUGGUUGGAUCACCCCAGCGACUCCGCUCCCAUCGUAAUCGUGGGUGAUAUCGAUAUAGACGUGUCUCGGCCAGACGGAACGGGUUCGUGGUCUUUCUCUUGGAAAGGCUCGGCAUUCAAUGUUACAGAAACAUCAGUGUGCCUAUCGACGCGUCAUCGGUCGUGUACACAUGGGCCUCACAUUGGCCAAGAACCUUUCCAGUGUCGCCACAGAGCCACUGGCCGUAUAUCAAAGCGAUCAUAAAGCGAUAGUUACCUUGGUGACCAAGUAACUUCCAAAAAGCAAACAAAAGAAAGUUAAAAAUAAAAAAAGCAUUGAGUAUGCAAUUUAAUAAAACAACGACAAAAUUUUGAAAAAACGAAAUUCAUUGUGGUAUUUGUCUUCUAUUUUCAAUCAAGAUAUUUAAUAUCAACAUAUUUAUCACCAUAUAUACAGAUCAACUGGUCACCCACCUUUACAGAGUGCAAUGGCUCUGAUUUUUUUUUUUCUGUUGGUCCUUCGAUGCGGUCGCAUGCCUGAUAAACUAUUCUAUCAUUGUGUAGUCGCUUAUACGUGUUCACGAUCAAAUGAGCAUGUAUAUAUGCACAUCGCUCGCCAAAGCUUCAAUCAUGUGCCACAUUUUUUUUAUUUUUUAUGCUUGCCCUGUAUAGCAUGAAACAAAACGGUACAGUGACUAUCGCAUAUGACUAACUCCUUAUCGCGCACUUUUUCUUGCCGGAAAACGUGACUCAAAAUGCAUUCCCCUUCUCAUGGUAGUACACGAAGCUUUGCUCAAUCCUUAUGCGCCGUUCCUACCGGCACACCGAGAUCGACUGUAAGCGCACCAAUCAAGCCUUCUUCGACGUCUUGCCGAUCGAAUCAGCGUCGCAACACACGCGCGCGCAGUCGUCUCUCUUGUGUGCCGGUGCUUAUCGGCAGGAAAUUACGCCCAUCGGAAGCGAGGCCACUGUUCGUGUCAAGGUUUGAAGGGGCACUUGCCAAUGCGUACUACGUACACACAAAUCCAAGCACGCCACUCACCGAAUGGCCUUCGCCUAACGAAACAAAAAGCCAAAUUCCGACUACGCGUUCCUGUCGCGUGUCUGCCUGACUAAUCCCGUCGAACAGAAAGAUUCCGGCAGCGACGUGUUUUUCCAUCGACUUGUUUCAA